Messenger RNA from Pseudophryne corroboree (corroboree frog), 2667 nucleotides. It is a transcript of the gene HEATR3, whose product is annotated as HEAT repeat containing 3. The coding region runs from base 28 to 2076 and encodes 682 amino acids. Gene Ontology annotation, biological process: ribosomal large subunit biogenesis; protein import into nucleus. The record is from RefSeq and is a predicted model, not a curated record. Lineage: Eukaryota; Metazoa; Chordata; Amphibia; Anura; Myobatrachidae. The transcript is spliced from 16 exons.
UCGAAAUUUCGAAGCACCCUGGGAGGAAUGACUAUGGGGAAGAGCAGAGCUCGAAGGUUCAAGCAGCCCGGAUUCUCCCCUACGUCCCCCGUCACACAGCCAGCAGAGGCCGGAGAGCAGGAGGACAGUGAGGCCCUGCAGGCCGGAGACUUGCUGCAGAAGCUGCAGAGCCCUUGUCCAGAAGUUAGGGAAUUUGCUUGUGCUAGUAUCUCCAAGCUUGUGGAACAGAAGCAGGUCAUCCCUUCUCUCCUGCAGAGAGAUGCCAUUAGAUGCCUUGGACCGCUCCUGCUUGAUAAGUGUAUGUCCGUACGAGAGACGGCCGCCGGUGCUUUACGGAACCUGAGCACAUGUGGAGGCUUUGAAGUAUGUGAUGACAUGGUUACCAGGGACAUCAUGACCCCAUUAGUGGCUCUUCUGAGAGAGUGUUCAGCUGGCUUCGAUUCAAAUUUGGAGCCAUCAAUAAAGAGUAAAGACUCACCAAAGAACUAUGUUGAAGAUAUUGCAAACCAAGCAAUUAAUGUUCUGUGGAAUGUGUGUGAAAGCAACAGUAAGGCCUUAUCUGUCUUCAACAAGGAACACUGUGUGGACGUUGUUAUCCAGUGCCUACGAAAGUUCCAAAGUAACAUGGAACUGGUAAUUUCUGCAGCUUACUGUCUGCAAACAGUUACAGAAGAUAAUCCAGAUCUUUUGGCUUCUUUUGAUGCCCCUUCUAUGCAGACUCUGGAAACUAUACUUUUGACCUCUGCAACUACUAUGGAGAUGAGACUACUGCAGACAUUGGUUGCAGGUACAGUUUGGAAUUUGAAAGAGAGAAUACCUGCUGGCAGCCAGGCUGAAUCCCUAAAUGCCAUACUGAGGAUACUUGCAGAAGUUCUAGAUCUGGAUUCUGGGAAAUUUGUUAUAGAGAUGAAAGAAGCCGAAUCUCUUCGACUUAGAGCAGCUGCCGCCGAGGCUGAAGCAGAAGAGGCGGCAGCAAUCUUGGAAGAAGCUACUCUGAAUGAAGAGGACAGCGUGAUGGAUGGCACAGUUGAAGAGCAACGUAGUAAAGGUUUCUAUGACUUGAACCCGGUUUCUAUACCUCAUCACAAGGUUUCAGAAGAGGAACUUGGCCAGGCUUCAUACUUGCUGGUGGCCCAGAAAUCUGCCCUGGAAAUGAUUGUGAACAUGUGCUGUAGUGAUGAUCCAUCUGAUGAUGAGUGGGAAGAACUCUCUAGCAGUGAUGAGAGUGAACUAUGCAUGGAAAAAGCAGUAAUGGAUGGAGGCGGCCAGCUGAUGUCACCACUCUGUCUAUCUGCUGAAAUACAUUCUGCUCUCUUGAACCACUGCAUACCAAAAAAGGUGCUGGAAAAGACUCAUUUCCCAAAUGGUGAUGCAUUACAGAUCUGUAGACAGACAGCAGCCUGGAAGCCAUUGAUUACAAAACUGUACAGUGUCCAGCACAGAGCUCUGACCUGCCUACAUAAUAUCUUGUCUAUGAUGGACAUAGAGAGUUUGGGAGGAAUAUCCGCAUUACAGGAGCUUUCUCUGCACCUUUCAGAAUUAGUCUUUACUGAAAAUGAUAUCCCAAAACGAGAUGAAUUUUUAGAAGCCGUGAGCAGUGCUUUGCGAGCAUUACUACAGACUAUGGCAUCUAAAGGGAUACCACAGUGUAUGACCCCGGAAAAAAUCAUCAGCUUUUGUCAGGCCUGCGUCACUAGCCAGAACACCAGUACAAGGACGAACGCAGUCAGUAUUAUUGGGAUCACGGGCAGUGUACUUGCCAAAAUUAAGAACACAGCAGAAAAUCUGGAGCUGAUGGGAAAUAUCCUCCUUGGAUUCGCUGCUAAUGACUCCUCUCUGGUAGUAUGUGGAGGGGCGCUGGACGCCCUCUUUGAUGUAUUUGCAGAUGGCGAGGAAGCGGAAAAGGCUGCAGUGGCGAUUAAUCUGCUCCAAGCUCUUAAGAAAUUGCAACCAGCUUUCAAAUCAAAGAUCCGUAAAGAAGGCAGAGAGAAAUACAGUACCGACCAGUUGUGCGUCCUGGACAAUGUGAGAACAAACCUGAGGCGGUUCAUAUCUUAUCUGGAAUCUAUGAAAUAAACUAUAUAUGAAAAGCUAAUAUGUUUACCCAAUGGAACAGACACUAGGAGCCUGGACUUUUUUUUUUUUUUUUUUAAUAUUGUUACGUUCAAGGAACAGGGGUUGAGGCUUCUGUUCUCCCUUACUUCCAAUAUAACUUAUUAAUUGGUUUUCUGAAUACACUGCAUCAAAAGUUAAAGCUGAAGCUACACUUAACUAUUCUUUUCAGAGAUCAAACUUUGAAAUUCCCAAUAGUAAUACAAAUUCCCCUGAUAAUUAGGUGCUGCUCCAAGUGAUAGGAAUUCCAAAAGGUGUGAAAAUUAAACACUUUUUCACGCACCAAGCAACUUACAUUUAUAUAUAGUUUUCUUUUUAUAUGAAAUAUUGACUUUGCUACUUUAAGUACAUGAUGUUGGACCCGAUAGCCAUUAAGUGAUAGCCUCGCCCUUUAUUGGGAGGAGCUAUAUUUUUUAAUUUUCUGUGAAUGUAAUUUUUAUUUUUUAUUUUUAAAUGAAUAUUUUCAACAUUAGUGUCAUGGGGUUGUUGCAAUACAGAAUUGUUUAAUGGAAAUAUGGAAAGACCUUUAUAAAAAUAAAGAUUUUUGCAAACUUA